UGCUGCUUUCACCGGGUGUAGCAGAGGAGACAUACCUGCUUCUUAAACGACAAUUCUUACAGCUUUUAUUAGUAAUUUUACUAUGUAGGGUUAGUUGUAGCUUCCAUUUACACGUCUGAAGUAUUCGUUAACCUAAUCACGUACAGGUCCCAGCGUUAUAUCACCGAAUAAGCUUUAGUUAGCAAAUUAUCUCAGCAACACCAGCGUGGGCUAUGGCGGCGGUUGACAGCUUUCAGUUUUUGUACAGAGAAAUUUCUCGUUCGUGCAACUCUUACUUUGAAACCCUGGCGCUGGUCGGUGCUCUGUACACGGCCAGCAGGGCAGUGAUCCUGCUGAGCGACUGCUGCACGUUGGUUAGGGUGCAUUUUCUGCCCAGAUUGAUCCCAAGUAAGAAGCUGACCCAGAGAUAUGGUGACUGGGCUGUCGUUUAUGGUGCAUCAGAGCCUGUAGCCAAAGCAUACGCAGAGGAGCUGGCCAGGCAUGCCAUUAGCAUCAUCUUUGUCACUCGGGACCCCUCCUCUGUUAGAGACAUGAGUGCAUACCUCUCCCAGAAUUAUGGAGUGGAAACUCUUGUGGUCUCAGCUGACUUCUCCCUGGACCAAGUGGCCUGCAAGCCCAUCAAAGAAGCAUUGAGGGGUAAAGAUAUUGGCUUCCUGGUAAACUGUGUCGAUGAAUCUUUGGCUUCACCCCAGAGCCUGAUUGAAGUGCCCGAACAGCACCUCUUGGAUUUGGUGAAUAGGAACAUUGCAGUCACUACUCUGAUGACCCGAUUGGUUCUGCCGGGGAUGGUGGAUCGCAGCAGAGGUGCCGUGGUCAAUAUAUCAUCGGGUGCCUGCUGCAGACCUCUUCUUGGAAGAGUGACGCUCACCGCCUCCACUGGAUACCUGGAUCAUUUGUCAAGAGCUCUUCACCUUGAGUACAACAGCAAAGGCAUAUUCAUUCAGAGUCUGAUCCCCUUCCAGAUAGCCUCAAGUGAGCAGCAGCCAUCAUCUUCAUCACCAUCACGAAGAGAAGGCUGGUUUGUACCAAAGCCAGAAGUUUAUGCUCGCCAUGCCAUCUCCACUCUGGGAGUCUCAAACAGGACCACAGGAUAUUGGCCUCAUACCCUGCAGUACGGAUUGAUGAGAUGCAUUCCAGAGUGGAUCUGGGUUCUUGGAUCACGAGUGCUCAUUAGCUCAAACUAAGAGCUUAAUCUAACGCACUGGGUCUUGUUGUUACACGAAUCUUGUUGCAUUCCAGCUUCUUCUGCUAUUAAAUCUGUUGAACUUUGAUGCUCUGAUGAGGCUGACACUACCGUUUUCCUUCUAUUGAUUGGGUAUUAGUUAAUAAAGAACCUGCAGUGGAAUUCAUCUAAAUUGAUGAGUAAACGUACAAACAUUUUUUCAACAUUGCUCCUGCAUUACUAGAUUAUGGUCUGAUGAAUCUGUGACAUCCAGCGUUUACUUUGAAGCCAGACAACCUUAAUUAUUUCCAGACCGGUGUUUGGGUUAGAUUUACAAGCUUGUCAAUUAUUAUUGGAGCCUAACAAUAAGACUUUGUUUGGUCUUGUGCACAGAAACCAUUUUAUACGAGUCUCCAUUCAGUUUGCAGUGAAACUCAUUUUACCUCCUGUGUAUCUUCAAAAACACUUCAGUGGAAGAGAACAUUGUGUAUAAGUGCAGACAAUAUCAAAAGCCUCACCUUAAAUGUGAGACAAAUAAGAGCAAUAUAAAACAAACACAGCCGAAGUGAAACGAGUAUAAACAAAUUCACUAAAUACACAAGUCUAAGUUUAAGACGUUAGGCUUGAUUUAGAUUUAAGAAUACAUUUAAGAAAAUAUUUUGACUUGCACUGUGAUAAGUUUUGCUUUUAUCUGCUAUUAAUCUACAUCCCAUGUGACUUCAUUCUAACCAAAAACUUUUUGCUCUGACCACGCCCAUCUGACACAUACACAGAGCCAAAAACAAAAAUAACAGGCUAAUAAUAUGUGAUAGACUUUUCAUCAAUGUGUUUGUGUAAAAAAGCUGUACGGGAAACCUCAUCCAGAUGCUACAAACAUGUUUGUUGAAAGUAAAAAAAAUUGUUUAUAUUUCAACUCAUUCUCGCACUGAGAUUGUAUCCUCGGCUUCUUUGAUUUGCUGGUCUAAUCAAACAAAGAGUCUAAAUGUCAAGCUUUCUACAAUACAGUGUGGUGUUUAUCUGCUGCAAAAAAUAUAUAUAUAAGUGUUUACAUACAGAUAAAUGUGUGACGAGUGAAUGAAGUGUGAUAUUCAAGCAUCUCCAAUUUAAAGGUGUAUUGAAGUUUAUGGUAUUUUAUUUUAUUAAGAAACUAUAUUUAAGACAUUUGAUAUGAGAGCAUUUUGCUUAAAGUGGACGUGUUAUGCUAAUUUCCAUCUCGUUACUGAUUCAACCACUUUUAACUCCUCAUUUCAAGCCAACUAAUUGGCUGUCCCUCACAAACACAAGAUUUGAACAGCAGGUGGGUUAGAAUGAAUAACCUAAACUAUUACAGCACAUAUAUGAGAAAACGAAUGUGAAAAAGUAUAAUAGGUCUGCUUUAGUUAAUCAUUUGUGUGAUAUUUGAACACAUUGAGAUUAUUUAUGUUAAUUGAUUGCUGGAAUGUGAAAUACGUGUGUUAUUGUAGCACAUAAUCAGACCAAUAAAACUCCUCCAUUCCAA
Molecule: messenger RNA, 2660 nt
Organism: Neolamprologus brichardi
Lineage: Eukaryota; Metazoa; Chordata; Actinopteri; Cichliformes; Cichlidae
Gene: hsdl1
Product: hydroxysteroid dehydrogenase like 1
Cellular component (GO): mitochondrion
Source: RefSeq, a predicted model, not a curated record